AUGGUUGCUCAAUCUGGAAAUUCAUCGAUUUCUAGAUAUACUGAUAAGUUUUUCCUCGGUACUGGUGAUCAACCUGAUCAACAGCUCGGAGGUCAUAAGUUCAAUGACGAUAAUUUUCUUACCUGGAAUCGCUCGAUUCGUCUUGCGCUUGGUGUUAAGAACAAACUAUGCUUCAUUGAUGGAAGUUGUAGAAGGCCUGCACCAGAUUCUGAGGAUCUUCAGAAGUGGAUUCAUAAUGAUUACAUGGUUCAAUCCUGGUUGCUCAAUUCGAUGGAGAAAAUCAUUUCUGAAGGUUUUCUACUUCAACAAUCUGCUCAUCAGUUGUAUGAAGAAAUUGUGGAGAGGUAUGGUCAAUCUAAUGCACCUCAAUUGUUUGAUUUACAUAAGAAAUUGAUGUCUAUUGAACGAGAUUCUGAUUCGAUUGUUCAAUAUUACUCUAAAUUGAAAAGAGUUUGGGAUGAGAUUUAA
This is a messenger RNA of Chenopodium quinoa (quinoa), 468 nucleotides long. RefSeq lists its product as uncharacterized. The coding region runs from base 1 to 468 and encodes 155 amino acids. The transcript has a single exon. NCBI's taxonomy places the organism in Eukaryota, Viridiplantae, Streptophyta, Magnoliopsida, Caryophyllales, Amaranthaceae. The record is from RefSeq and is a predicted model, not a curated record.